AUCAAAUAUUGCAAAGCCCCGGCAUCUAUUAUCAGUCAGAAUUGGACCAUAACGGAAUUUCGGUCUAUACCGGUACGAUAAUAUCAGAUUGGGGGGGGAGGGUAGAAUUAGAGAUUGAUAGAAAAGCAAGGAUAUGGGCUCGUGUGAGUAGGAAACAGAAAAUAUCUAUUCUAGUUCUAUUAGCAGCUAUGGGUUUGAAUCUAAGAGAAAUUCUAGAGAAUGUGUACUACCCCGAAAUUUUCUUGUCUUUGUUCCCCUCCUCUCCUUCUUGUUCUAAUUCAAAUGCGAGCAACUUCGCACCUUCUCCCUACGGUCGAACAUAUUCCCCUCCUCUCCUUUCAGUCGAGCAACUUCGCACCUUCUCCCUACGGUCGAACAUAUGAUAAACCUUCGGGCUCACAUAUUCCCCUCCUCUCCUUUCAGUCGAGCAACUUCGUUCCUUCGCCCUUCGGGCUCACUACUUCGUUCCUCUUUUCUAAUUCAAAUGCGAGCUCGUUCCUCUCACAAAGUUCGAGUAUAUUGCAUAACCUCUCCCAGGACCGGAAUGAUUAUCCCUGCCCGAUGGGUCUACAUCCAUCCCUGAAUGUCGUCGGGUACUGUUUACUUCCCCGCCAUUCUUGUAACCGUCACCUGUAAUCCGCGCAGGUGUGUCCGCACCCCCCUGAGUGGACGAGAAAGAAAGGAUUUUUCAGAGCAACCAACCCCCAGGAGUCAACUCGUUUUCUUUUUCUAGGGGCUAAUAAAAUCAUUUAUUUUGGCUUUUUGACCCCAUAUUGUAGGGUGGAUCUCGAAAGAUAUGAAAGACCUCUUGCACGCUCCUGUCACGUCGAGGUACUGCAGAAGAAAAAACUGCAAAAUCCGAUCCAAUUUAUCGUAAUCGAUUAGUUAACAUGCUGGUUAACCGUAUUCUGAAACACGGAAAAAAAUCAUUGGCUUAUCAAAUUAUCUAUCGGGCCGUGAAAAAGAUUCAACAAAAGACAGAAACAAAUCCACGAUCUGUUUUACGUCAAGCAAUACGUGGAGUAACUCCCGAUAUAGCAGUAAAAGCAAGACGUGUAGGCGGAUCGACUCAUCAAGUUCCGAUUGAAAUAGGAUCCACACAAGGAAAAGCACUUGCCAUUCGUUGGUUAUUAGGGGCCUCCCAUUUUUGGUUUCGAAAAAAAAAAGCUGAAUCGAUAACCUAGGCAUAAAGUAAAUUCUUUGGAGUUGAAAAAAAAAACAACUUUACUGACAAUUGCUUGUUUGGUCAGAAGAGUCCUCUAAAUAUUUGGUCUUACAUUAGUGAUUUGGGUCCAUUUUUCUAUAUAUAUACUUCAUUUUAGAUUGGAUUUUUUUAUUAUUACUAUAUUUUCAAAUACUAAUUCGAACUAGAGAAAAGAGGAUAGGCUCAUUCCAGUCAAAAAAAUAUGGGAAUUUCUCAUAAGUAAUUCAAAAAAUUGAGCGUGAGAGCCAAAUGAAUCGAAAGAUUCAUGUUUGGUUUGGGAAGGGGUCAUGGAAGUUUUGUAAUAAAUGGAAAAAUAAUCUACUUUCAUUAAGUGAUUUAUUAGAUAAUCGAAAACAGAGGAUUUUGAAUACUAUUCGUAAUUCGGAAGAAUUACAGGGGGGGGCAAUCGAGCAGCUGGAAAAAGCCCGGGCCCGCUUACGAAAAGUGGAAAUGGAGGCAGAUCAGUUUCGAGCAAAUGGAUACUCUGAGAUAGAACGAGAAAAAGCAACAUAUAAUCAGUAUAUGUUAAUCAUGGGCUGCUUCUAGGAUAUGGAGAAUAACCAAUUUUGCUAUCUUCUGGUGCUGGGAGCUUAAAUAUCAUUUUGUCUUUUAUCUCUAGGAGGAAGGUGAAUAUCGCUUAGGCUCAUUGUUUGUUUGGAUAUUAUCCAAUGUCUUAGUUGGCCAUCUCAGUAGCCCGGUGAAAGUAAUCAAAUUUUAUUUUCUUGAUAGCAGGCAAAAAUGAGCGAAAGAAGGGGCAAGGAAAAAUCGAGGGUUCUCGGACGCAACGUUACAGUAUCUGAGCGGAAAAAACGUCAGGAGGAGUCAGAUAAACUUCGUGAGGAGGAGCGUCAGGAGAAGAUUUCGCGUCGUCAAGCUGCAGUGGUUCCUCCCCCUCAUAGCCAUGUUUCCCAGCCGCUACCAGGCAUCAACACAUAUGAUGACAUGGUGGAGGAUGACGAUAGCAGUGAUGAUGAGUGUGAUGUGGAGGGUGAUGAUGAGUUGUCUUUUCAUGAGUUGCUUUUCGACGGUCAUCCUGGAGGUUCGAGUGAUCAUGUGUCUACUGGCUCGACCCAUGGCAGUACUGUUGUUGGGCCGCUACGCGGCAAGGAUGGGCGUUUUGCUUCGUCCUCUGAUGGGAGCAAGCCUUCACGGAAGAAACCGAGGGAUGAGACGUGGCUGCUUACAGAAGAAGCUCCAGGAGGCCCUAGGGAUAUCAGUUUGAUCCCUAGUUUCGGUGGUCACAUAGCUCAUCGCUUGUGGACAUCGAGUUUGGAUUCUCGGAAGAUGACUGUUUUCCAGUUCUACGCUCGACAGGGUGGAGUGGAUCGACUGAGGACGUACGAGUUUGGGACCCCAGGUGCACAGGCCUUGGUUACAACAUCAGGUUUGGACCACUUGAGUAGAUGCAUGAUGCAUAAUGUGGAUUAUCCACUUUUGGAGGCGUUCAUUGAGAGGUGGCAGCCGGAUACUAACACAUUUCACAUGCCGUUUGGGGAGAUGACGAUCACUCUGCACGAUGUUGCGUUCCUCCUCAAGAUUCAAGUGGAUGGUGAGCUACUUGCUGCACCGGCUAGGGGUGAUCCGUCGUUCGUGAGUGGGAUUGUUGAUCUUCUUAAGUAGUCCAUUAACUUGUUUUUUGAACCCCAAUGACUAUUUUGCAACUCUAGCCAACGACGUUGGAACCCUGCCUCAGUAUUAGCUCGCAAGACUCUCUCCCAUAGACUUCCUACAAAUAACUCAGCAGAAUCACGACCAAUCCCCAACUGCAUCAUUUUGGCUUCAAUGUUCUUUUUCAUGUGCCACACACAUAGUAAAUGAGCUGAAGAUGGAAAGAUUUGUUGCAAAGAGACACCCAAUCCUCCCGCCUUGUAUGUGACGAACGCAACCGGGGUUCGAUCACCAAGCACAAUCUUCAAUUGCAUCAAAACCCAAGCAUAUGUCUCCUUCGUCUCAUCUGAAAUCAAUGCGAACCCAAUGUUGAAGUUCUUCUUCACCGGACUAACACCAAUCAACUGAACCAGUGGCUGCUUAUACUUGUUAGUCUUGUACGUCGAGUCUAUCAAAACAACAAAAUACCAUGCCAACAAUAUCCGAGUCGACUCAGGAUGACAUAGGAAGAGUCUAGUAACACGACGUUGAUCAUCAAAUUCACACUCAAUAAAGUAGCCAAGACGUUGAGCUUCUAUCAAUGUCCACCGCAUAGGUUUCAACCCACCCAAUCUCUCACGCCUAAUUUUUGCUGUCUCAUUAUAAAUCUGAGUCAUGUUGUGAUGAGCAUCGUACUUCAUAUUGAGCAAACUUCUGAUAUCUUUCGCCUGGGUAUGUGUUGCCUCCAACUCCUUAAUAUUCAUUUUUUCCACCUGCGAAAGAGCAUUCUUUUGCCUGCUUCCCUCAGAGUAAACCUCCAAUCUGUAACUGUGAAAUCCCCUCGACUUAAUCCCAUGAAUUCUCCACUUACACUUGCCAUCUAUUUUUACGGAUUGCACCACCACUCGGAAACGACAACCUAACUUGCCUGUUGUAGAUUUGCUCCGUGUUGUCUUUGCGGGAUCAGACGUAUAUGAGUUGCUCCUACUACCAUGGUUGCAAUCCAUAUAGAUCCGCGGAUUGUCUUCUCCAACGUUUCUCUUGACUGAUGCCACUAUCAAGGAAAAGCUAUUACUCAUGGCAAUCUCCUUUGCCGCUUUACAAGCUUGAUCAUGGGUAUCAUAAACAUCACUUAGAAACAAUGAUGUGUAAUCAACAUAUUCACCCUCAUUAACUCCGGAUCCACCCUACAAGAAAUACAAGGUAAAAAC
Linum trigynum is the source of this 4002-nucleotide messenger RNA. The record is from the annotation of a GenBank genome assembly. Lineage: Eukaryota; Viridiplantae; Streptophyta; Magnoliopsida; Malpighiales; Linaceae.